Messenger RNA from Athalia rosae (coleseed sawfly), 1402 nucleotides. Its product is annotated as glyoxylate reductase/hydroxypyruvate reductase-like. Gene Ontology annotation, cellular component: cytosol. Gene Ontology annotation, molecular function: NAD binding; glyoxylate reductase (NADPH) activity; hydroxypyruvate reductase [NAD(P)H] activity. The coding region runs from base 285 to 1253 and encodes 322 amino acids. The transcript is spliced from 7 exons. NCBI's taxonomy places the organism in Eukaryota, Metazoa, Arthropoda, Insecta, Hymenoptera, Athaliidae. The record is from RefSeq and is a predicted model, not a curated record.
UUAUACAAGAGUUAAAAUGCCAAACAUUAUCGAGAAACGUAAUCGGAGAAAAGAUACUAUAUAAUCGUGGCUCUGUGUAGCCACAAUAUGAGGAGUAAUAUAACCGUUUCAUUAUCAGAUUUACAACAUUGGCCACUUCGACAUAUCAAGUAUCAGUUUGAAGGUCCGGCGUAUCGCGGAACAGAGAUACGCUUAUUAAUGCGAGUAGUUCAACGUGAGCUACAUUCGCACAAGUAACGGUAGUUUCGAGCACAAAGUUGCAGUAAUUAACCUGAAAUAACAAGAUGAGUGGGCCGAAUAAAUACCGAGUUUUGGUGACAAGCAACGACGUUUCGCCAUCUGGCAUUGAACUCUUAAAGGAAAAAUACGACGUGACGAUUAUUCCUGCCGCUAUCAGUACGCGAGAGCAAGUUCUCCAAGCACUUCCCGGCCACGAUGCAAUUUUCCUUGCCGGUCAUCAUGUUGUCAAUAAAGAACUGUUAGACAUUGCAGGACCUACCUUGAAAGUGGUCUCCUCUAUGUCUGCUGGAUAUGAUCACAUGGAUAUACCAGAAAUUAAAAAACGAGGCAUAAAAGUAGGCAAUACUCCAAACGUCCUUACAGCUGCCGUUGCUGAAGUUGCCGUUAUGCUGACUCUUAGUGCUGCCAGACGUGCCCAUGAAGGUCGCAUCCAAAUAGCCGAAAACAAGUGGAUUUCAACUCCACAGUGGAUGCUUGGACGUGAUUUGCGUGGCUCAACUGUGGGAAUAGUAGGCCUAGGCAACAUCGGACAAGCCGUGGUUAAACGGCUCAAGCCAUUUGAGAUUAAUCGAUUCAUUUAUUCAGGGCACUCACGAAAGCCUGCAGGCGAUGCCCUUGGAGCGACAUUUGUGUCAUUUACUGAUCUUCUCAAAGAGAGUGAUUUCAUAAUUGUUGCAACACCAUUAAAUGGUGAAACUGUGAACUUGUUCAGCAAAGACACCUUUGCUCAAAUGAAGAAAACAGCCAUCCUGGUCAAUGUUGGACGCGGACCUGUUGUAAACACAGAUGACCUAGUCGAAGCACUCCAGAGUAAUACUAUUUUUGCUGCAGGAUUAGACGUCAUGUAUCCUGAACCAUUACCUAGUAAUCAUCCCUUGCUGAGUUUGCCAAACGCAGUAAUCAUUCCACAUUUGGGAAGUGCUACGGUGCAAACACGGUGCGAUAUGUCGACAACAGCUGCUCAGAACGUCAUCAAUGCCUUGGAAGGAAAACCACUUGUUUACGAAUUGUAAUGAGUUCUUUGAAAGACGUCCGCAAUUUCUCUACAACGCUUGUAUUUGAUUUCAUGAGAGGGAUUAACUUUGGCCUCACAUACCCACUCGAUGGCAAGUAACUGUUGAGAUUGCACUUCAAUAUUUGUGUCCAAGGUUCCUUUUUGUUG